Anopheles marshallii is the source of this 315-nucleotide messenger RNA. It is a transcript of the gene l(3)neo43, whose product is annotated as cytochrome c oxidase assembly protein COX16 homolog, mitochondrial. The coding region runs from base 1 to 315 and encodes 104 amino acids. Gene Ontology annotation, biological process: mitochondrial respiratory chain complex IV assembly. The transcript has 2 exons. The record is from RefSeq and is a predicted model, not a curated record. Gene Ontology annotation, cellular component: mitochondrial inner membrane. NCBI's taxonomy places the organism in Eukaryota, Metazoa, Arthropoda, Insecta, Diptera, Culicidae.
AUGAACUCGUUACAGCAAAAGUUUCUGUACUAUAGUAGACGAAAAUCGUUUCGAUACGGUGUCCCUUUUUUGCUGCUGAUUAUAGGCGGUUCAUUCGGUUUGCAACAGUUUGCACAGCUUAGGUACACUUUUUCCAAGAAAGGAUCCUUAACGAGACAGGAAGCGGAAAAGUUCGGCAUUAACAUGAAGAAGGAGGAGGACGUCACCCUCGAAGGCGAGUACGAAAAGGUGAAGAAGCUAGAUAUUGAGCAUUGGGAUAACAUACGAGGCCCGCGACCAUGGGAAGAAACAACCACAACUAGUGGGCAGCACUGA